GUUGAUGGUUCAACCGCCUAGCUCAACAGGUCAUUCAUCAAAUCAACAAUUUUUAUCAAGAUUUCAGUUCAGAGGUGAGAAGAGGUGAAACAGAACCGGUUGACGGGACGGUUCGGUCCGACCGUUCGGGCCAGGCAAAGGACGGUUUGAAAACCAUAUGGCUAAGCUAUAAUCAGCUGGAGCCCAGCAUCUAAGUAAAAGCUUUUGCUUGCAUUUCUCCCUCUUCCCCUACGCUCUCCCCCAAACACCCUCUCCAUGGCACCAUCCAGCCAGGUGAAGGUGAUAGAGUUCUACAAAAUCGCUCCACCACCUGGUUCAGUCGCUCCGGCAUCACUCCCUCUCACCUUCUUCGAUCUAUUUUGGUUACCUUUCCCACCUCCACAACUCCUCUACUUCUACGAAUUACCCCAUCCACUCGCUCACUUCACAAACACUCUCCUUCCCCGCAUCAAACACUCUCUCUCCCUCACCCUCCUGCACUUUUACCCAUUCGCCGGAAACCUCUCAUGGCCAGAAGAAUCUCCCAACCCCAUGAUCCACUACAAGGGAGGCGACUCGGUCUCGCUAACCAUCGCCCGGUCGGAAGGUGGCUUCCACCGUCUCUCCGGCAACCAGGCGAGAGAGUCGAAGGAAUUGCAUCCCCUCGUCCCUCAAUUGCCAGUAUCUGGAUCGGUCGUCCCGAUGUUGGCAUUGCAAGUGACUGUGUUUCCAAAUUCCGGCAUCUGCGUCGGAGUCACCAUGCCCCACGCGGUUGCCGACGCCAAAACAAUUUUGAACUUCGUGAACUCUUGGGCUUCGAUUUGCAAGUUUGGUGAGGCAUCUCUGUCAACCCAGUCUCUCCCAUUCUUUGACAAGACAGUGAUCAAGGACCCAAGAGGCAUCGAGAAGAGAUACUUGAGCGAGCUGACAAACUACUUUCGGUCCAAGUUCAGAGACCGACGGUUAGGCGUUCUGGACUUUGGUCUGCCGGACGACAUCGUCCGAGCCACGUUCGAGUUGAGUCGAGCCAAUAUCGCAAGGCUGAAGGAACGAGUCUUGGCCUUGCAGAAGAAAGACAAACAGCUACCACCAUCUCGUUUCUCGACCUUCACAGUACUGUGCGCUUAUAUCUGGGUUUGCCUGGUAAAAGCUGGGGACGAAAGGGUUUCUUUUUCGUUUAACGUGGACUGCAGAACUCGCCUAAAGCCUCCGGUACCGGCAACGUACUUUGGUAACUGUGUGGGGACUCGUGUAGUGACGGCCGAGAGGGCUGAUUUUAUGAGACAAGAUGGGAUCGUCGUCGCAGCAAAGCUGAUAGAAGACUCGAUCAAUGGUUUGAACGAUGGAAGUCUGGACGGAGCAGAGUUCUGGAUUUCACGCUUGCUGUCUUCUGGGGUUAAGGGAAAGGUUUGGGCUGCUGGGUCGCCACGACUAGGGAUAUACGAAGCGGAUUUUGGAUGGGGGAGACCGAAGAAGGUGGAAUUGGCGUCAAUCGACAAAACGGGAGCCAUCUUUAUAUCGGAAAGCUGCAACGGAGAUGGUGGGGCUGAAAUCACUCUGACGCUCAGAGGACCCGAGAUGGAUGCCUUUGCUUCUGUAUUUGUUAAUGGUCUUGAGGGAAAAGGCUAUGCGAUGUACCGCUCUGGACUCUGAAGCUUGCACAGUAUGCGAUUGAAGAUGUUUUCAAUCGCCACUUCCAUCCAUGGACCAGUCGUUUUCAUUGUUUAUCUUGCUCCAACUCACUCACGACUCUGUCAUUUGUCGCUUUUCUUUUUUUCUCUGAAUUCCAGAGAAGACAGAACUUACAUUUCCUUUUCUUUUAAUCUUCUAUCUUUAUCUAAACCAAUAGUUAUCCUGA
Molecule: messenger RNA, 1837 nt
Organism: Nelumbo nucifera (sacred lotus)
Lineage: Eukaryota; Viridiplantae; Streptophyta; Magnoliopsida; Proteales; Nelumbonaceae
Product: phenolic glucoside malonyltransferase 2-like
Source: RefSeq, a predicted model, not a curated record